Molecule: messenger RNA, 588 nt
Organism: Encephalitozoon romaleae SJ-2008
Lineage: Eukaryota; Fungi; Microsporidia; Unikaryonidae
Product: cdk activating kinase-like protein
Exons: 1
Coding region: 1-588 (195 amino acids)
Source: RefSeq, a predicted model, not a curated record
AUGGAAUCUGUGUUAAGAAACGACAUUGUAGAGGGAAAUAAAACAAUCCUACAUCUGUCAAGAUUUCUAUGCAUGCCAUAUAAAACCAGGCUUGUGUCCCAGAUAAUAUUCCAGCAGGCAUAUCCCAAGCUUUUUAAGAAGGAGAGCUAUAAUAUAGUUGCUCUUGUCAGUGUUUACUUGGCAUCCAAGAUCAAUGAGACACUGAUAAAGCUGGAUACAAUUCUUGAAGCAAUGGCAAAGGUCACACAUAUGGGCUCUGUCCCUCCUAGAGAGCGGAUUAUAGCCAUCGAAUGUAAGGUAAUAGAGCUAAUUGAGUUCCAAUUCAACAUCAAUCCCGUACAGUUCUUUCUUCUAAGGAUUGGGAAGACAUUGAAUGUAGACGUUCUAAAGAAGCUUGCUGUUCUGGACGAGGUCCAUGGAGAUGGGAGGGUGAAUCUCAUCAAAUACUUCAAUGGAGUGUAUGGGCCCGAGAUGGUCGCAUUGAGUGUUCUGGAUGACGGAGAGCUUAAGCUCUUUGAAUGUUUUUUUGGGGUAAGUGUAAGCAGGGCAUUGGUUGAGGAAAUAAAGUCGGUGAUACUAAAGAAAUAA